GCCCCUCAGCGCAUGGGUGGCGGUCACGUGCCCAGAACGUCCGGCGUUCGCCCCGCCCUCCCAGUUUCCGCGCGCCUCUUUGGCAGCUGGUCACAUGGUGAGGGUGGGGGUGAGGGGGCCUCUCUAGCUUGCGGCCUGUGUCUAUGGUCGGGCCCUCUGCGUCCAGCUGCUCCGGACCGAGCUCGGGUAUAUGGGGCCGUAGGAACCGGCUCCGGGGCCCCGAUAACGGGCCGCCCCCGCAGCACCCCGGUCUGGCGUGAGGGUCUCACUUGAUCUGAGAAUGGCUACCUCUCGAUAUGAGCCAGUCGCUGAAAUUGGUGUCGGUGCCUAUGGGACAGUGUACAAGGCCCGUGAUCCCCACAGUGGCCACUUUGUGGCCCUCAAGAGUGUGAGAGUCCCCAAUGGAGGAGGAGCUGGAGGAGGCCUUCCCAUCAGCACAGUUCGUGAGGUGGCCUUACUGAGGCGACUGGAGGCUUUUGAGCAUCCCAAUGUUGUCCGGCUGAUGGACGUCUGUGCCACAUCCCGAACUGACCGGGAGAUCAAGGUAACCCUGGUGUUUGAGCAUGUAGACCAGGACCUAAGGACAUAUCUGGACAAGGCGCCCCCACCAGGCUUGCCAGCCGAAACCAUCAAGGAUCUGAUGCGCCAGUUUCUAAGAGGCCUAGAUUUCCUUCAUGCCAAUUGCAUCGUUCACCGAGAUCUGAAGCCAGAGAACAUUCUGGUGACAAGUGGUGGAACAGUCAAGCUGGCUGACUUUGGCCUAGCCAGAAUCUACAGCUACCAGAUGGCACUUACACCCGUGGUUGUUACACUCUGGUACCGAGCUCCCGAAGUUCUUCUGCAGUCCACAUAUGCAACACCUGUGGACAUGUGGAGUGUUGGCUGUAUCUUUGCAGAGAUGUUUCGUCGAAAGCCUCUCUUCUGUGGAAACUCUGAAGCCGACCAGUUGGGCAAAAUCUUUGACCUGAUUGGGCUGCCUCCAGAAGAUGACUGGCCUCGAGAUGUAUCCCUGCCCCGUGGAGCCUUUCCCCCCAGAGGGCCCCGCCCAGUGCAGUCGGUGGUACCUGAGAUGGAGGAGUUGGGAGCACAGCUGCUGCUGGAAAUGCUGACUUUUAACCCGCACAAGCGAAUCUCUGCCUUUCGAGCUCUGCAGCACUCUUAUCUACAUAAGGAUGAAGGUAAUCCGGAGUGAGCAAUGGAGUGGCUGCCAUGGAAGGAAGAAAAGCUGCCAUUUCCCUUCUGGACACUGAGAGGGCAAUCUUUGCCUUUAUCUCUGAGGCUAUGGAGGCUCCUCCAUCUUUCUACAGAGGUUACUUUGCUGCCUUAAUGACAUUCCCCUCCUACCUCUCCUUUUGAGGCUUCUCCUUCUCCUGCCCCCCUAUUUCUCUACACUAAGGGGUAUGUUCCCUCUUGUCCCUUUCCCUACCUUUAUAUUUGGGGUCCUUUUUUAUACAGGAAAAACAAAACAAAGAAA
Symphalangus syndactylus (siamang) is the source of this 1474-nucleotide messenger RNA. RefSeq names its product cyclin dependent kinase 4 (gene CDK4). Gene Ontology annotation, biological process: regulation of gene expression; protein phosphorylation; regulation of G2/M transition of mitotic cell cycle. The record is from RefSeq and is a predicted model, not a curated record. Gene Ontology annotation, cellular component: nucleus; cyclin-dependent protein kinase holoenzyme complex; cytoplasm. Gene Ontology annotation, molecular function: ATP binding; cyclin-dependent protein serine/threonine kinase activity; cyclin binding. NCBI's taxonomy places the organism in Eukaryota, Metazoa, Chordata, Mammalia, Primates, Hylobatidae.